AUGUUGAAUAACAAAGCUAUAAUUGCUUUCAAACGUAUUAUGAUUGAAUACAUUUUUCCGAAUAAUUUCGAUUUGUCGCUAUCACCAGUGACGUUGGAUAUGGAUAUUGAUAAAUAUUCACUAAUAGCAUGGUACGCCGAUGAACAUAGCCUAAAACAAAUAAUAAUAAAUCAAGCCUUACUUAACCGGAAUUUAAUGACCAACAUCUGGGCGUUCAGUGCGUUAAUAACGGCCGCCUGUUUUAGUGGUGGUAUAUUGACAUCAAUAGUGAGGGUUAAACCAACUAUUAUUAACUCCAUAACCGACAUAAUGAGUACCGAUAUGUCUGUAAAUUGGGAAGCAAUAAAAUUACGACAAGCCGUACUGACCUCUACCGGCAAAACAGUUUUAAAAGCAUUGGUCGAAAGGGGGCUGACUGUACGAUCCGAUAGGCGUUGGGACACGAGUUUAGAGUUGGAAAGUGUUAGGAAAGACGAUGGGACACAUGUCCGUCAAUUUGACCGCCGGACCGAUAGUAGUGUCCGUCCCAUUCAAUUCCAUGCCAUACAAGACUUGUUUACCGUUGGAAUUGGAUCAAAACACUGGAGCGACGUAUUAGAAUUGCAACCAAUCUACAAU
Molecule: messenger RNA, 618 nt
Organism: Medioppia subpectinata
Lineage: Eukaryota; Metazoa; Arthropoda; Arachnida; Sarcoptiformes; Oppiidae
Source: the annotation of a GenBank genome assembly